AUGGAGACAAGCACAUUUAGAUAAAAGGAGUCCAACUCUAAAUAAGCUAAUUUAGAAAACAUUGAAAAUCAAUAUAACAAAGUAAUUAUUAACUCUAUGUUUAGAAUCUGAUCAUGCUUACAACUUAAGUUGAACGACUUACAUAAGCUUUGAAGAAGAAAACCAACGAUGUUGAAUUACUCUAAAAUUAAAUAGACAAAUAGAAAUAAACUCAAUUUCCAUAAGAAAUGGAAGAAUUGAUAACUGUAGAAAAAAUAUUUAAAUUUUAGACAGUUGAAGAAUAAACUAAAGAAAUUGAAAAAUGGGCAGAUAAAUUUUAAACUUUGUAAUAAUAGAAUUAGUAAUUGCAAUAAAAGAAUUAGGAAUUAGAACAACUUGUUUAACUACUUAAAAGUUAAUCUCAGCAAGAAAUUAAAUUAAAUGAAAGUUUAUUUUAUUUAAUUUUUAUUAGGUCUUUCAUCUAAGCGAUUUUAUUAAUCAGAAAUAAGUAGAAAAGAAAACAAAUAUGAAACAAAUGAAACAAACAUUAUUUCUUAAUCUAAAUUAUUGUCUAAAUAAGAUGAGAUCAGUUAAUUGAGGUUAUAGGUGGAAUAAUUAAAAUAAGAACUUUUAGAAGAAAAGUAAAUUCAUAGAGAAUUACUUGAAGCAGAAGAAUCACGUGUAAGAGAUUAAGAAAGAAAGAAUUUAAACUAAUAUAAAUUGGAAACUAAGGAAUAAUUGAUUUUAUAUAAGAAUUAAAUUUAGGCACUUUAAGAUAUGUUAGAUAACAAAUCAUAAGUGUUAAAGUAAGAUAAUUUUGAAGAAAAAAAUCGAGAACUCAAUUUAUAAAUUUUAGAAAAGAAUAAGAAAAUAGAAUUAUUGGGAAGCAUUAUUUCAUAAAAAGAUUGUUAAAUUAAUUAAUUAUAAUAACAAUUAGAGAAAUAUUAAAAAGAAUAAGUCUAAUUAAUAAAAUAAUAAUAAUCAUAAAAAUAACUUACACUUCCUUCAUCAUCUUCUACAUAUAGAAUUAGCUCAACUUAACAUUCUUCUUUUGAUAAUAAUUCUACUUCUUUGAUAAAUUUUAAUAAGACUAAUUCCAUUUAAGAUUAGAUCAAUCAAACUAUGGCUCAAAUAAAUAGAUCAAUUCAAUAAGUUGACCAAAUGAAAUAAACUAACAGUGCUAAUCAAAAAAUAUUUUAGGAGUAUAAUAACAAUACUGUUCAGAGUUCUUUGAGAAAUUCACAAAUACCAUAAAUUUAAUCACAUUUAACCGUUCAAGAUAAGAUUAAAGCUCUAACUUCAUUAACUCAAUAGUAAACUACUUAAAAUUAUAAAUAUAUAUGA
This is a messenger RNA of Paramecium sonneborni, 1323 nucleotides long. NCBI's taxonomy places the organism in Eukaryota, Ciliophora, Oligohymenophorea, Peniculida, Parameciidae. The record is from the annotation of a GenBank genome assembly.